GAUCAGAAGGCACUGCUGCGGAGCCCAUGCACAAAUCUGGCUCAUCUCUAGCCUAUAGAUCUGCUAUUAUCAACUAGGGAAUCAAACACGCAAAGCUAUUCUUCUUUGCCUUGGUAUACAGUAGAAGCCCUGACUGAGAUGUAUGGACAGAACCCUAACUGGUUGUGGUCGAACGGGGAGCCUCUACGCCACCAUAGGCACCUGGGCAGACUUGGCUUAGCAACCCUGAGGCAAUGGGAGGAUGAGGAAGAAGGAAAGGAGGAAGAACAUGCCAUUUGGACCAGGGAGCAUCCAGCAAUCUGUUGCUAUACUACAAAUGGCCAUGGCCUCACCCAAGAGCGUGUUCAGAACCCCUGGGGCUGGGCUUGUACUGAGAGAACCUUUGGCCCUGUCCACACAGACCUAGUUAGCAUCCAAAGCCAGAGUGACACAGGGCUAGAUGCCCCUGAAAUGUGGAUUGAUGUCCCCCCACACCAGCCCUCCUUGGGUGGAGCUGAUGGAGAAGAAUCAUCCCAGCAUUGUUUAGGCAGUCAAUGGAGGAGCCACAUGACAGAGGGCCAUGGCUGUGUUUGUGUGCAUGGACCAAGUGGACCAGGAAGAUGUUGCCACAGUUUGGCUGGUUCCCCUCUCUUCAAUUUUGGAAUGAGGAAGACAAUAAUGGUAGAAGUUGAGGUGGAAAUAGUGGAGGAAGUAGCCUAUGAGGACACAGAGACACUUGAAGUAAUAUCAGAAAGAGUCUAUCCAAAUGAUUUGAUGGAAACCAUAUUGCUGCACGAUGACCAGCUUUUCGCCACCUAAACAUGCGUUCCUUCAAAAGUUGUUUGCAAGUGAACUUUCUGUGUUUUUAAAUCAGCCUUGUAUUUUAAAUGUAUUUUACAUUGAUUUAAAUGUUUAAAUAUUAAAAGUUUUAAAUACCAUUUAAAGGUCAUUUUUUAUGUCAGUGUUGUGAGAGGUUCAUUAAUAACAUUUUUUUUUACCCAAUAAAAUAAGAAACCUUUG
Molecule: messenger RNA, 999 nt
Organism: Oncorhynchus gorbuscha (pink salmon)
Lineage: Eukaryota; Metazoa; Chordata; Actinopteri; Salmoniformes; Salmonidae
Exons: 4
Coding region: 139-798 (219 amino acids)
Source: RefSeq, a predicted model, not a curated record